CCGUAGCGCGCAGUCGGUGCGAAGCGGCGGCGCUGGGAUGGAAAGCCCAUUACAGCCGCAGCGUCGCUUCCUCCUACAGCAGCGCCUCCAGCCGCAGCACUGCGCACCGCGAGAGGAGGAGGAGGAAGAAGAGGAGGAGGAGGAGGAGCGCUCCGCCGGGCGGCGCGAACCCCGCACCUGCACCUGCCACGCGCGCAAAAGCCUCGUUUGUCAAGGGAGGUCGACUCAAACGCAACUCGGCACUUCAGUAAGGACGCCGUCCGUCUCGUCUUCCCCGAGGCAAGGGUGCCGGUACAGCGCGUGUGAGCUCACGCCUUCUAGUCAUGGUAGUUCAUCCAGGCAACCACCACCGCCACCACCAUCACCCCACCACCAUCAACCGCAGCAGCCGGGAAGCCCGGUCGGCGAGGCCCGCCACGAAAUAGCCGCCGUCGCGAUGAGCGGCUGCAGAUACAACGGCGGCGUGAUGCGGCCGCUGAGCCGCGCCGGCUCGUCACGCCGCAACCUGCACGAGUUCGACUCGGAGUCGCAGCCGCUGCAGCCCGUGUGCGCCGUGGACGCGAGGACGGAGAACCGCGCUGGUGCUCCGUUGCCGUACUCCACGGCGGACGGCGCAGGCGGCGGAGGAGGAGGAGGAGGUGGCGGCAAACAGGGCAAGAAGAAGAACCAGAACAUCGGCCAGAAGCUCGGCCACCGGAGGGCCCUGUUUGAGAAGCGAAAGCGCCUCAGCGACUACGCGCUCAUAUUCGGCAUGUUUGGCAUCGUGGUCAUGGUCAUAGAGACGGAGCUUUCAUGGGGAGCGUACGGAAAGGAGUCAUUGUAUUCAUUAGCUCUAAAAUGCCUGAUAAGCCUUUCUACAAUCAUCCUCCUCGGCUUGAUUAUCAUAUAUCACGCCCGGGAGAUUCAGCUGUUUAUGGUAGACAACGCAGCGGACGACUGGAGGAUAGCCAUGACGUACGAGCGCAUCUUCUUCAUCUGCCUGGAAAUUCUUGUGUGCGCCAUCCACCCCAUCCCGGGCAAGUACACCUUCACGUGGACGGCACGUCUGGCUUUCUACUACACGCCGUCCAAGACGGACGCCGACGUGGACAUUAUCCUGUCCAUCCCCAUGUUCCUGCGCCUCUACCUGAUCGCCCGCGUCAUGCUGCUGCACAGCAAGCUCUUCACGGAUGCAUCGUCACGCAGCAUCGGCGCCCUCAACAAGAUCAACUUCAACACACGCUUUGUCAUGAAGACUCUUAUGACCAUCUGCCCUGGCACCGUGCUGCUCGUCUUCACCAUUUCCCUGUGGAUCAUCGCCGCCUGGACUGUCAGGGCGUGCGAAAGGUACCAUGAUAACCAGGACGUAACCAGCAACUUCCUAGGAGCCAUGUGGUUGAUCUCAAUCACUUUUCUAACCAUCGGAUACGGGGACAUGGUCCCCAACACGUACUGUGGCAAAGGGGUCUGUCUCCUCACCGGGAUUAUGGGUGCCGGAUGCACUGCUUUGGUGGUGGCUGUGGUCGCAAAAAAACUGGAAUUAACCAAAGCCGAAAAACAUGUACAUAACUUUAUGAUGGAUACGCAGCUGACAAAAAGAGUUAAGAACACUGCUGCAAACGUUCUCAGGGAGACCUGGCUCAUCUACAAGAACACCAAGCUGGUGAGGAAGAUGGACCACGCCAGAGUCAGGAAGCACCAGAGGAAAUUCCUCCAAGCCAUUCACCAAUUAAGAAGUGUUAAAAUGGAGCAACGGAAGCUGAAUGACCAAGCAAACUCUCUAGUGGACCUCGCAAAGACUCAGAACAUCAUGUACGACCUGAUCUCGGACCUGAACGAACGCGGUGAGGACACGGAGAAGCGGAUUGCCGUGCUCGAGACCAAGUUGGAGACGUUGCUGAGUAACCUACAGGCUCUUCCAGGCCUCAUCAGCCAGCUGAUCAGCCAGCAGCAACGUGACUUUCUGGAGGUUCAGCUGCAGCCAUACGAGCGCUCGCAGUCCGUGUCUCGACGGCGCUCUUCUUCCACGGCACCCCCUACGUCAUCAGAGAGCAGCUAGAGCCCCUCGGAUCCCCUCGCAGAGACCCUCCGCCAUCACAUGGCCGACGUGCAUCUUACUGUAAAGCCUUACGGUGUCUCAAUAACGCGUCAUCCGUCUCCUGAUGACGGGGUUGCGCAGCUGAAAUGGCAUACAGCUUUUAAUUUGUACCUCAAGGUUCUCUUUUCUCUGCUGGCAGGUUCUCAGAGAAAUUUUUCCUCAGUAUAGAAGGCGGGGCUGUCCAGAAAACCCGUCCUCACACACUCAUCAGGAGAGCAGUGUCACACAACCUCCAUGGCGCAAAAUAAUACUGUGCCAGAAUAGUGCUUCCCAACGGACGUCUUGCUCUUCCUGUCUGUUCGAGACUGUACGAGACUGAGUAAUUCCUCAAACCAGCAGGUGUUAGACUUUUUGUUUCAUCCAGCAGUCGAUAGGAGACUGACCCAUGACCCCUGACCCCUAACUCCUCACCCCGUCCAGAGCUAACAUAUAGAUUUACACACUGGAGGAGAAAUAUAUCUAUAUAUUUUAGGUUAGAAACAGCAUCAGAUAUUACGGUCUUCUUCUUCUGAAGCCGCCCCUUCCCAGUUAUCCUCUUUCCGGGGGCCAAACGAGAUCAGAAACCUUUUUUUUAUUUCCAAACAAUGCAUCUAAAGCUAUACUUGCACUUCUUAUGCACUUCAAUGCUGUUAUAUGAAUUUAUGUUGCUGUUUAAAACAAAAAUAAAAACACAUUUAGUCAUUAGAUUAUGGCCAGAAUGUAUGACUGCGUAGUCUUAAAGCAGGAUACGUUAGCAACUAAACGCCCCUCCUUAUAUUUAAAUGGGACCUCAACCUGAAACUGUGCUUAUUUCCUAGAUUUUAGACCGCUGCUAUUACUGCUGCAUCAUUCUCAAUCUUUCAGUAUGUUCUUAAAGGGAUUAUUUGGUGAGAAAUUUUGUUUACUCAACUUUGUUUAGUUUUGCACUGCAGCUAAAUGUGUAACUAAAAGACCAGACUGUAUGUUAUAGAGGCGGCUAUCUUGCUCAACCGGAAAUGUCUUUUUUCAGCACAAUUUGGUGAUCCUGUGGUACGUGUGGUACGACUCUUCUUCAGCUUUAGUACCUACCCACAGUUAGUUCCAUAUUUAUAAACUUCUAAACAUGGUUUCAUCUAAUUCUGUCAGAUGACACCUCUUAGAGUUUAAAGGUGAGGUUCUGCUGGAUGUUGCAGGAUUAUAUGAUACUGAUUUGAGCUUAAACCUGGGAAUAUGGCUCAUGUCUGGAAUUCUACAGUUGUAAAGCUUGCUUGUUUGACACAGUGCAGCAGGUAAAGUCACCACCUCACACAUUCAUGUCUGUGACGUUUCUGCUUGGUUCUUCUCCGGGUUUUUCUACAAUUAACUUAACAAGAUCAUGGCUUUAAAUUGGACAUAAUGUUCCGGGGACAGGUUCCGGAUCCUCUGGGACCGUGAUCCUCAUACAAUAUGAAUAAAAAAAGUAAGUAGUAUAAUGUUGUUAAUUAAAGCAAGUAAUUUAUACAAAUAUUUUUAAAUAAAAGAACUUAGAUGAGGCAGACUUUUAUUACAUUAUAUCGUCCAAUCAAGCAAGAGACAAAGUGACAAACAAAUUCGGUUCAAACGAUCAUUAAAUAAGUAAAGGACUCCUCUGACCAAUCA
Tachysurus vachellii is the source of this 3673-nucleotide messenger RNA. RefSeq names its product potassium calcium-activated channel subfamily N member 2 (gene kcnn2). Gene Ontology annotation, biological process: potassium ion transmembrane transport. Gene Ontology annotation, molecular function: small conductance calcium-activated potassium channel activity; calmodulin binding. Gene Ontology annotation, cellular component: neuronal cell body; plasma membrane; neuron projection. NCBI's taxonomy places the organism in Eukaryota, Metazoa, Chordata, Actinopteri, Siluriformes, Bagridae. The record is from RefSeq and is a predicted model, not a curated record.